Messenger RNA from Trichoplusia ni (cabbage looper), 985 nucleotides. RefSeq lists its product as uncharacterized. The record is from RefSeq and is a predicted model, not a curated record. The transcript has 2 exons. NCBI's taxonomy places the organism in Eukaryota, Metazoa, Arthropoda, Insecta, Lepidoptera, Noctuidae. The coding region runs from base 133 to 960 and encodes 275 amino acids.
CAAGUGCAUUCAACCCCAAGUAUACUCUGUGAAUAGAUAAACACAUUGUCAUAUAUUUGUUGUUAUACAACGGCCAGUAACUGAUUGUGUUUGCGAGAGAACAGUUGUGACGUUAUAAAUAAAUAGAUCACAAUGCUGCCCCUACUCAUCCUAAUGCUGUUAGGAUCAGUCUACUCGGAGAACUGUUCAUACGUCUUCGAUGGAACAGCCUACGAAAGAUCAGCUAUCCUCACGAUCAAGGGUCUGCCAACGAACCUAGAAUUCAACCCAAUCAACAAAGACCUUCACUUCACAUUAAUCGAUCUAGAAAGUCUACAAAACGACAAUGUUCAAACUAAAAUGGAACAGUAUAUUUUAAGAGAAAAUAUGCCGAUUAAAAUUGAUAACGUGAAUGGUCAGGCUGCAGCCGUAGAUGUAAAAAACCAAAGAGUUUACAUAGCUACUGAUGAUGGACUUCAUUAUUUAAAUGCCAGUGAUAAAGCUCAGUUCAUUAGUCUCAAAGACGAGGACAUAGUACAGCUUUUCAAGCCACAUCACAAAGAUGAACUGUAUGCAGUUCUAUUUCCAGAAAAUGAAGUCUACAUAAUCGAUGUUAAGAGAAAUGAGAAAAGGAAAGUGGAAAAUGUACCCUGUGCCUUCAUACUAGCUGUGGAUGAUAAGGACAAUGUAUAUUACGAAUGCGAUUCCAAAUACGUUAAAGUUAUGUUGAAAGGUUUUCAAGAGCCGAUCGAAUUUGUUGGGAUUCAGAAGAAUUCUGCUAGAGCGGUGACUAUUGAUUUCUAUAAUAGGGUCGUUUUGGCUUCGAAUGAUGGACUGUACUUGUUGAGACCAGAUAAUGUGAUCCCAAUUAAGGUUAUGGACCUAGAUUACGUGCCUUCCGGUAUUUCGUUUGAUGAAGAUGAUUUCUUUGUGGCAACGAACGGUAUUAUUUAUAAAUACAGCUCAAGUGAUUGUGCGUAAUUUUAAUAAAUGUUUGUGGUUGGUU